This is a messenger RNA of Vitis vinifera (wine grape), 603 nucleotides long. Its product is annotated as E3 ubiquitin-protein ligase ATL23-like. Bases 85 to 468 code for a protein of 127 amino acids. The record is from RefSeq and is a predicted model, not a curated record. NCBI's taxonomy places the organism in Eukaryota, Viridiplantae, Streptophyta, Magnoliopsida, Vitales, Vitaceae. The transcript has a single exon.
UUUUUAUUUUUAUUUUUCUCCUGAUUUGCUCCGCAGAGCCCUUUCAUCCUUUCUCCAUCCUCUCUAAGAUUUUAUCCUCCAUCAAUGCCGGUGUCGGUGAUGCUAGUUUUUGUUCUACCGUGCACAGUGGUGGGCGCGGCGUUCGCCUUCUACUUUUCAUUGAUGUGGUACUGUUUAUUAAGGGAGGCAGAGUUGCAGCGUGAGGAAAAGGCGACGCCGGAGCAGGGGUUGUCGGAGGCGGAGCUUGAGAAACUUCCGAAACUGACCGGGAAAGACUUGGUGAUGGAGCCGGAGUGUGCCAUAUGUCUGGAGCAGAUCAAGAGUGAUCAGCCGGCGAGAUUGCUUCCGGGUUGUAAUCACGGCUUUCAUGUACAUUGCGCCGAUACAUGGUUGUCCAGGAAUUCUGUUUGUCCUGUUUGUAGAAUCAGGAUUAACCCUGACCCUUUAGAUUCUGAAAAUCCCUGCUGAAACCUGUAAUACCAAAAAUCUGGCCCUGCUUUUUUUUUUUUUUUCUAUGCAAAAGAAUAGACGUAACACAAACGUCGAGGGAUGCAUUUUUUCUUAAAUUUUCAGGGAAAGAGACAUACCAAGAAUUAUUUGAUA